ACACCGGCUUAGUUGCGAUUCAAUCCACCUAGAGAUUGGCGGAGAGUUAACUGGGGCUUGCUGCUGAUGGUUGGUUGGUGUGACGAGGGAAUCGCAAUCAAGGCGUAACAUUCUGGAGUUUACCUUUUGAUAUGCCAGCUAUGGAUGGACAAGUUGGUGCCAUGGACAAGUAUUGGUACUUUUGGUCACCAUGUUACGUACAACUUCGAUUAAAACUAGGGAAGGCGCCUGAAAAAAUUCACCCUAUAGAUGCUUUACUGGCUGAACUGCAGUCGAAGACGCAACAGAACUAUAGCCAGCAGCAGCAGCAGACUCAGCCCCAGGCCCACCAAUACCCUCCGUCUUACGGCAGUUCCAGUCCAUCACCGAGGGGAAGCAAUCGCCAGUCCUACGAGUCUGACAAAAGUUUUGAAGGGCGCUACCCACAUGAAUCAAACGUGCAGCCAAUCUAUGAACCACAGAACGUCCGACAAGUUACAACAGUAACGAAAACCCAACAGUCCUUUACGAACGCUCCAGCAGCCCCGCCCUCCAGCCGGAAUAACUCCACGUCGGCCCCUCCUAAACCGCCAGCAAUGUCGAAUAAAGCGCUUGGCGAGAACCUCUCUGAGUUGGACUCCUUGUUGAUGGACCUCAGUACUCCACAGUUCAUUAGUGAAGUGGAUAGGAAAAGUGGAGUACAGUACAACUAUAAUGAACCUAGGGAUAUAAUGCAGGCUCAUUCAGGUUAUUCCACGGUGAAUACAUCCCAGGGUGUAGACAGUUUACUAGAUGACCUACAGAAUUCAGUGCCUUCCACAGAUAACCACUACCAAGGUAGACAUGGCCAGUUCGACAAAGGCAAGACGACGUCUGCUGCCACCAAGGAGUUGGAUGACCUGAUGAACUCGUUGUCAGAUUUCAAGAUGAACCCUCCGGCCAAUGCCCCAACUAUUCAACAGCAACAUCAGGUUGUGCAAAAACCAGUCUUGGAACACGUUGGAGAGCCUCCCUAUGCACGACCCUACAAACCGUCAAAACCUCAGCAGCUUGUGAAGACAGAAACGGUCACAACCGUGAGAACUGAAACACAUGUCCAGUCUGGAGACACCACUGAUGCACCACCUUUCCCACGGGUUACUCCUCCCGAAACACCACAGCCGGCCGGUCAGUCGCAGAAUAGCCAGCAGAUGAUGAACCAGUCACAGAACGUCCCACAGAUGAUGAAUCAAAAUAGCCCUCAAAUGAUGAGUCAGAGUAACUCACAGACGAUGAGCCAGAACUCACAAUUGAUGAACCAGAACAACCCUCAAAUGAUGGGUCAGAAUAACUCGCAAUCGGUGAACCUGAACAGCUCGCAGAUGAUGGCCCAGAAUGCACCACAGAUGAUGAGCCAGUCCCAGAAUGCAACACAGAUGAUGAGCCAGCAGCAGACGUCCCAGGCCCAGCAGACGGCCAACCUUGACUCAAUGCUUGGCAACCUGCAGUCUGACAUGAACAGACAGGGAGUGUCAACAAUUGCCAAGGGGCAUUGUGCUGCUUGUAAUAAACCAAUUGUUGGCCAGGUGAUAACAGCCUUAGGAAGAAUCUGGCAUCCUGAGCAUUUUACUUGUAAAAGUUGUGAUCAAGAGUUGGGCACCCAGAACUUCUUUGAGAGGGACGGCCACUCUUACUGCGAACGGGAUUACCAUAGUUUAUUUGCACCCAGGUGUGCCUUUUGUAAUGGACCUAUUUUGGAUCAAUGUGUUACCGCUUUGGAUAAGACUUGGCAUACUGAGCAUUUCGUCUGCGCUCAGUGUCACCGGCCAUUCGAUGAUGGAGGUUUCCAUGAAAAGAAUGGAAAACCAUACUGCAGAGAUGAUUACUUUGGAAUGUUCGCUCCCCGAUGUGGCGGGUGUAACCAGCCCAUUAUGGAUAACUAUAUAUCUGCUUUGAAUAAGCAGUGGCAUCCUGAGUGCUUCGUUUGUCAGGAUUGUCAUAUGCCAUUCAGUGGCGGUAGUUUCUUCGACCAUGAUGGUUUCCCCUACUGUGAGAUGCAUUACCACGCGAAACGCGGCUCGCUGUGCGCCGGAUGCCAAAAGCCGAUCACAGGGCGAUGCAUUACUGCUAUGUACAAGAAGUUCCACCCUGAACAUUUCGUUUGCGCCUUUUGCUUGAAGCAGUUGAACAAAGGCACAUUUAAGGAGCAGAAUGAAAAACCGUAUUGUCACUCUUGUUUUGUUAAGCUUUUCGGUUGAAAAUUGAUCCACUCUUGAUAUGAUACGCCAAGUUACCCACGCCUAGUAUGAGGCUCUCCCUUUUAUGAGGUGAAUUAUUUUCAAAUUACACGUGCACCAUACUUUGUCUGCAGCUUCAAAGCUGUUGAGAGCCAGGUUGCAACGAGCUUGGCAGCAUGGAGCAUUUCAUUAAGUUAUUAUUUGGUUUGACGCAAAAGGGAACGAUUCAUAUAAAGGAAAGGGAGGUUGGAAUGUCUGCUAAGCUGUUCGGUUCUCCUUUCAUUGGGUGCUAUUAAAUUGCAAAAUAUUUUGAAACCUUUAAUAUCUGAUAUGGAAUAUUUUUUCAGUGAAGUAUCUUUUUCAAAUCAGUAUUGGUCUGUGUAAUGGAUCAGUUUAUUAUAUUUGUAUAAACAACCCAGAAUGUAGAAAUUGUACUUCACUUCCUUGAUUUGACACAAGAGGGAUGAUUUAAGAUUUUGUGUAAGGUAAGGUGUUACAAUUACAACCCUGGUACAGUUAUAGCCUGAGUGUGCAAUGAUGUGUACUACCAGUUGUUUCAACAAUAUUAGGGCUGUACUUGUCCCACUUGAACUUAUUUUGAGUUGGUCAACUUCUUGUAAAUAAGUUUGUUUUGAUUCAGGGUAACUGGAGGAAAAAAGAAGAAAUUCAUAUUGUUUUUGAGGAGGUGAUGUGCAUCAGAAGAAAACUUGAGUAACAUAGUGAUUAGUUGUGACAGGCCAGGGUCAUUAUAUGCUCAUUCGGGUGUGGUAUUAAGCUCAGUAUAUACUUAGAUUUGCAUCUCUGUACACAUACAUGUAGUCAUGUACAGUCGACUCUAAAUGGUCUGGGCCAGAAAUUUGUUGGUUAUUUUGAUACAGAAUAGAGUGCUGGUUUGAACUCUUGUAAAGAUUUUGUUAAAUUUGGGUUGGACGUUUUUGUAGAGAGGAGGUUACUGGUUUCUUUAACUGAACGAUGGAGUCAUUGACAAGAGUACUUGUGAUAAUUAGUUUUGUUGCAGUUAAAACUGAUAAAAUGUACAUUGUAUAAUUAUUAUGUAUUUUAUAUGAUGAUCAGAGAAAGUCAUUAGGCAUACAUGUACUUUGAAUAAAUGCAUCAGAAUUAGUGAUAGCUGUAUAGUUAUGUAUGUGUAUGUUUGUUUUGUAGAUCGAGAUUGUGUGGUCGUCUUCAUGCUUACAUUUAAGUGCUAUUCAGAAUAAGUUAUACCAUGGUAAAACACCUGCUAUAAAUUAUGUGAAAAAAAACCUGUUUGACAAUUUUUUGGUCCCUUCUCACCAUCCUAAUCAUGAAAACGGUUGAGCAUUUCUGCCCUUCCAAAAGGGACUUGACAAAAUUUGUCUGUCAGUGAUCCUUUAAUAGGUCUUUUGCCCAUGAAUUUUAAGCAUGAUAAAGGCCUACCUUUGAUGAAAGCAGAACCUGUGUGAAUAGUUUUCUGAAUUAUUCUGAAGAGCAUUUACUUGAGUAUUGACCAAUAUCAAUUUAGGGGUGAACUUGACCUCUACUGUAAAGCUGGUUGGAGCCAUCAAGACUUUCUAGCUGGGUGGCACCGUCUGGGUUAUAAUCAAAUACUACAGGUAUAUCAAACAGAAGUGGUGAAGCUGUGCUGUGAUCUAGAGAGUUGGGACGGCUCCUGACUGAUUUUACAGUGACUGUACAUGUACAGAAAAUGUACUAGUUUGUGUAGAUAAAUAAUUGUUAAUACGUAGGAUGAACAUAGCUACUUCUUUAUAUUCUAUAUUUUCAAUCUCUUAUGCAAUUGAUGGAAACUCUGUUGACUGUAUUGCCCAUUGCUACAUGUAGAUCCACCCACUGGAAUAGAACUUUAAUGAUAUGUAGCAAUGCCGCGUUGUUUAAAAUAUAGUCGGUGUUCAAACGGUAACCUUGGAAUACCCACAGCAACAGCUUCUCAUAGUUUGGUUAUCAUUGAAUCAAAUCGAUUGUGAAUAAAAGUUUUCGGGCUUCUAUUAUUCUUGGACAAAAUUAACAUGUAAUCCACGGUGCUAUGAAUAAUAAACUAUCACUUGCAUAUUUGA
Messenger RNA from Lineus longissimus, 4246 nucleotides. Its product is annotated as paxillin-like. The coding region runs from base 132 to 2216 and encodes 694 amino acids. Gene Ontology annotation, molecular function: muscle alpha-actinin binding; actin binding. NCBI's taxonomy places the organism in Eukaryota, Metazoa, Nemertea, Pilidiophora, Heteronemertea, Lineidae. Gene Ontology annotation, biological process: muscle structure development; actin cytoskeleton organization. The record is from RefSeq and is a predicted model, not a curated record. The transcript is spliced from 10 exons. Gene Ontology annotation, cellular component: stress fiber; filamentous actin; adherens junction.